This is a messenger RNA of Podarcis lilfordi (Lilford's wall lizard), 39653 nucleotides long. The record is from the annotation of a GenBank genome assembly. Lineage: Eukaryota; Metazoa; Chordata; Lepidosauria; Squamata; Lacertidae.
UGCUAGAGCCCUCCGCGCCGGGGCAGCGGCGGCGGCGGCGGGAUCUGCGCGGGGAUCGUGCUGGUGGUGGCGGGAUCCCAGCCCGGGAGGGGGCGCGCGGCGGGGGUGGCUGGCGCCGAGGCAGAGGGAGAGCUCCCUGCCCGGGCAGGCGGAGCCCCUCGCCGCCGCCGCCAGAGCGCUGGGAGUCGCCGCGGCGGCGCGGAGAGGCGGCCAUGCGGGGGCUGGCUGCUGCUGGCUUGGUGGGCAGCCCUCCUCAAUAUGGUCCUCGCCGUCCACGUCGCUGGCAGCUGCCCGCUCGUCUCCAGCCCGCGGCGCUGCUUCGCGCCCCACGCUCCCCGGCAGCUGGGCUCCGGCGGCGCGGCGGCGGCGCCGGCGGCGGCGAUGAUUUCGGGCUCGCUGCACCCGCCCCGCUUAGGGAUAGGCGGCAAGCUCUUGCAAGGGGUCACGGCCAGCCCCGGGGGAGGCGGCCAUGCGGGCAGCGGCAGCGGUAGCGGCGCCGGCAGCGGCAGCCCCAGCCCGGGCUUCGCGGACAACGACACGCAGUGCGGGGAGCAGAUCCUGAGCUACGGCAACGUGGAGAAAGUGGUCAUCGGGGCCGCGCUGUCGCUCAUCACCCUGCUGACCAUCGCCGGCAACUGCCUGGUGGUCAUCUCCGUCUGCUUCGUCAAGAAGCUCCGGCAGCCCUCCAACUAUCUCAUCGUGUCGCUGGCGCUGGCCGACCUGUCGGUGGCCGUGGCCGUCAUGCCCUUCGUCAGCGUCACCGACCUCAUCGGCGGCGAGUGGAUCUUCGGCAGCGUCUUCUGCAAUGUCUUCAUCGCCAUGGACGUGAUGUGCUGCACCGCCUCCAUCAUGACCCUCUGCGUGAUCAGCAUCGACAGGUGAGCGAGCAGCGGGCGGCGCGCCGUCGAGGGAACCGGGGAGGGGGCUUCGCGUCGAAGCAGCUCAGGCUGGGGAUCCUGGGUGUGUUUGUAAAACUUGCUCGCGGGACGGCCGGCGGGUGCGUUCACACGCGCGAGCGCCUCAGGAGGCUGCUGCCGUGUGGGAAGCAGCAGAUCAGGUCGCCUCUUCAGACGCCGCGGUUUUUUCCCGUGGAUCGGCGAGCAGAUGGGAAGAUGCCCUGAAAUUCCGAUUCGGAGUAGAGGAGGAAUAUUAUGAGAGGGUUAGAGAGGAGUUUGUUCCUUAAUCCACUCGGGAAUGUGGAUUAAGUUCGGAUAAUGGCAGGCUUCAUCUUUAGGAUGAGAGUUCUUUUCUGAAGAACUCAGAAAAUUGAUCACUAUUUUGUGGUAUGUUGGUUGGCCUAAUAAAAAAAAACAUGUGUUGCCAUACUGAGGAUUUUGGGAUUUGAAGUAGAUUCUUUACUCUCCUUGCUGACCUUAAUUCUGAUAUACAUUUCACCAACGUGGUUUUAAGAAUGUUGAGAGAGAGUGGAUUUCUUACCGGUCUCCCCAUGCUUUUAUGUCGACUGGUGGCUCUGGUCUGUUUUAGCAACAGCAAGCUGUACUAAAGAUCACUUGACCUUUGUUUUCUGCGUAAGUUGUGAAGGAAAUUGCUCAGAAACAUUUGAGGUGAGCAACAAAACCCGUAACAAAUUUGCACAAGGUGGGUUUUAUCCGUGUGUCUUACGUGGAGAGGUGAUUCCAAGCUUUGUUAGGGAGAAACUGAAUUGAGAGUAAUCACUCUGGAGGAAUUUAAUCUAGAAUAAAACAAGGCUUGGAACCAGGCUGCUGUGGUACAGUAUUUGUUCUGUUUCCAGAAGCAGGAAACCUUCGGUCUAAGGCAUCUGUGUGCCUAGUCGCUUUUCUACCUUUUAAAUAAAGCCCACCCUUCACAUUAUGGCUAGAGAUUCUGCUUGAGUGCAUCUUAAGUUUCCCAUUUUUAAAAAAGUUGCCCCUAUUGAGGAAUGAGGACUAAUCACAGCUUUGUGAUACUGAGUUGCCAAAACUGAUGGAGGGACCUUGAACGAAGUUAACCGAUGCAUUACGGCAAGGCUCUAAAAACUGAAUGAAGUAGUAAAUUGUCUGACUGGAGCAGAAAGGCAGGUUCUACAACCAUUCCAGCAGGGGUCACUUUUGCUUUGUUUAUCUUCGUACCUGAGAAGUAAAAGAACAGAUACACUGUGUAAAAAGUCAGGCCAAACAAACUGCUGUUUAAUGUGACUAGCAAGCUUCCCAUACCUCCAUUAAUUUGCUGUCGCCUAUAUGAUGUUCUCCAGCAAAUCUCUGCCCUCUCACACUUUCCCCUCCCUCAAUCUGGAUUUCCUCUUCUUUCUGGAGUAUCCCUGGUAUGAGAAAAUCCAGAAUGUGAAAAGGGGGAAUUGUGGGCAAAGGCAGUGCUUUGCCGGAGGAGGACCUCAUACAGACAAGGGAGAAUUAAUGGAGGUCCUGGAAGCUUAGUAGUCACUUUAAACUGCAGUAUGGGUGAGCCUUUAGUUGAUUCUACCUGUCUCUGCCUCCUUUGGCCUCCCAACUUUGCAUAAUGCUAUAGUAAACAGGGUCUUUCUGUCAGCCCCAUCAUGCAAUUAGGUGUUCCCAAGCCCCUUAAAUCAGUGGGCUUAAGUCUGCCUAAUUCUGCAUGGGGCUGCAGUCUGCUGUUAGAACUAUUUCUCCAUUUAUACGAAGGCAACAUGUGGCACUCCCUAAAGAGCUACUAAAUCUUUGACACCUGCACUUGUUUACAAAUCAUCCUGGGUGCAUUGGGUUACCUUUUAAUACUAGGAUGCUGUGUAGGAAUGUGUCAAAGCAAAAGUCUCUAGGUUAUUCCCCUUAUGCUGAUAGUAAAUGGCUAAUUGCAGUUGACUCAUGAACUGCUUCCUUUCCAGUGUAAGGAUUUGCUUGGUUUUACUCUUGCAACAUUUUGGCGAUAGAAAAAGCCCUCACAAUAGCUUACAAAAAUAAAAUAUCAGCAUCAAUUAAAAAGAGCAUUUACAGCCCAUUUUAAAAGAGAUAAAGGAAACCAUAAGCAAAUAAUCAUUGCAAGUCUGGUGGAAGAAAAAUAAAAGUCUUAAUCCAAUGCCUGAAGGACAACAGAGAAGGGGCCAGUUAAACCUCCCUUGAGAAAGAGCUUCAUAGUUAGGAUGCCACAACCAAAAAGGCUCUGCACUGUGCCCCUGCCAAUCACACUUGCCUUGAUGGUGGAAUGCAAUUGAUGAGCCAGUUCAUGGAGGAAGAAGCGGUCCUUGAAAUAUCUGGUUCUGGAUCCAAAGCUAUUUUGUACUAUUAAAAAUAAUAAUCCAGAUUUAUUAUUUAGCCUUAUACAGUGGUACCUCGGGUUAAGUACUUAAUUCGUUCUGGAGGUCCGUUCUUAACCUGAAACUGUUCUUAACCUGAGGUACCACUUUAGCUAAUGGGGCCUCCUGCUGCUGCCGUGCCGCUGGAGCACGAUUUCUGUUCUCAUCCUGAAGCCAAGUUCUUAACCCGAGGUACUAUUUCUGGGUUAGCGGAGUCUGUAACCUGAAGCGUAUGUAACCCGAGGUUCCACUAUACUUACUCCUAGGCCCAAUCUAGUACUAUUCUGUGCAUGCACACACACAUGGAUUGGAGGGUGGGUAGCCAUAUUGUGCUUGUGCAUUAGUCAUAUUUAUUUAAUUAUUAGAAUCAAUGUGUAUGUUUUUAUUUCCUAAGUGAAAGAGAUGGAUCCUUGCUCCCGAAAGGAGCUUAGUCUAAAUGUUGGCCAUGAGGAAGAAGGCAAAGUCGGGGAGAACAACAGAUUUGGAUAGCAGGCAGGUAUUUGCUGCUUUAAAAAAAUCAGGACAAGUGAAACCCUGGAAGACUUCUAUAUGCUUGUUCUCUCCGGUAUGUGAAUGCUCAUCUGGACUGAAUUCAGUGGAACUGACAUCAACAUGAAUGAGACAAACUUUAAACUCAUUCAGUAUUAGGUUAGCUGUACACAGAUCCUUCUCAGUCCCACGGAGAAGCUUUGAGCACAUAAAUCUCUACAUGAACAUUGCCUCUUUCAUGCUGAAGCCAAGCUGCUGAGGGUAUAGCCACUGGCCAGUGGACACAUUGGAAGGCGCUGCUUACGGGUGCAAUCCUGCAGCCCCUAUCAAUUGUCAGAACAGCUUUUUUGUUUAUCAUUUAAUCUAACAAAAUAUAUCGGUUGUGCUGAAGCCAUGGACAGCGGUAGGGGGGAAAGUGGCUUUUUAAUUUUAUUGUGCUGAACUAGAGCUGCGAACCUACAGAACAUCUCCUAAUUAAGUAGAAAGGAAUGAACAUGUCAUAUUGCUGAUAGUGCAAUUACUUUUCGUUUUGCAUAAAUAAAAAUUGCUUCCACGAAAGAAGAGUAAUUCUGGAGAAAUGAAUCCCCUGUGGUUUGUUUACUCCAGCGCACAGGUGGUCAAAUUUUCCUCCGCUACUUUCAGUGGGGCUCGGGCUUCAGAGCCCUGGGCUAGAGCCAAUCUCAGGAUUAAGAAAAGCCUAAAGGAAAUUCCACAUGACCUCGAGGCCCCCGGCCCGUUUCAGGUUUUGGAAGAUGAUGUCUGAAGAAUCGCAGACAAAGCAAACAACCGCCAGAAUUCCAGACAGCAUGUUGUUGCAUUCAGUUUUCUGGGAAAUGAGACUGAACUAGAAAGCAGGUCAGAGUUUUGGGAAUAGGGGGCUGAGGGCUGGGGGGGGGGGGGAGUGGCAGAAUCCGGUGAGAAUGGAGUAUGAGCAGACGGAAAAAAGAUUCUGCUGCCAAAGGAGCUUGAGGUUGCUACACAGCAAUAGUCUCCAUGGCCAAUCAAACUGCAGCUGCUUGACAAACAGCAGGUUGUGCCAAUAGCAGCUGCUGUAGUAGGGCAGAGCCUUGGAGCCGCCCUCCCAACAUGUGUGCGUCUUCAGCUUCCUUGGAUGGGGAUGGGAUGAAGUAGGCCAGUUGUGAGGUCAAGGCUGGCGCUCCUGCUGGUGUGUCUGCCCAGCCCUGAUCCUGCUCCUGUCCUGCCCCAGCCUCAUCAAGCUAAGCUAUAGCAAGGCUGGGGUUUAGAGGGCAGCUCCCUCCAUACCAGCUGCUACUGGGAAGUGCUGCAUAGAGGAAAAUUUCCUGCUGCCUAACUUUCCCGCAGAAAAUUUUCUGUUCCAUAGGUUUGUAACAACAAAUAUAUGCCAGUUUCAUAUCCAGUCUGAGGCCAGCUUGGCAGUUUCAAAGUGUUUACCUUUAAGCAUGCUAAAUUAGUUUACUCUAGGGCAUCAGAAUGUUAUCCAAUGCAAACUGAAAACUUGCCGAUGGGAAAUAGCCCAAUGCAAAUUUCACUAAUUUGCAAUUCCAAAUUUUCUGGAAAACUCACAUUACUAACCAGGCAGAGGGCCUUCUCGGUAGUGGCGCCCGUCCUGUGGAACGCCCUCCCAUCAGAUGUCAAGGAAGUAAACAACUAUCUGACUUAUAGAAGACAUAUGAAGGCAGCCCUGUUUAGGGAGGUUUUUAAUGUUUAAUGUUUUAUUGUGUUUUUAAUAUUUUGUUGGAAGCCACCCAGAGUGGCUGGGGAAACCCAGCCAGAUGGGUGGGGUAUAAAUAAAUUAUUAUUAUUAUUAUUAUUCUCCAUAGUCUGACAUAUUAUUUUUGUGACCUCCUGGGCCUGUUUCACCAACCCUUAGGUAUGCCUCUGCUGACCGAGACACCUUAGUAAUUAUCAAAAAUUGAUUGAUGGACUAAAUGUUGCUUGCCUACUAAUUAACUAUUUUAAUUACAUUGAUGGAUUUAAAAGAUUGAUUAAAGCGCACUUUAUAGAUGCAUGAUUUGAAUCCAGCGAAUGCAAAAGUUGGAAACAUUUCACAUAACCAGUGAAGGGUUGAUAUGGCCCCAUAGCACUGCCUAUACACUGGGGGUUUUCAUAGGGCAGAGCCAAACACUUUGGCACCCCACAUUUUUCAGUCUUCAAAGGAAAUCUGAAUUUACGUACUGACUGGUGGGGGAAAAAAAUGGAACGUGAAGCUGUUCAUUUCAAACCAUAGCUAUUCUGAAAUAUAACUCCUGUUCCUGGGUAUCCUGUUUUCUGGUUUUCUUUAUAAAAGCGACAACAACAGCAUAUUCUUGGACCAAAGGCACUCAUGGCCUCUUGUGGCUUAUACAUCUGCUGGAGAGCAAGAGGCAGCUGUUAGCGAGGCAGGAAGAAGAAAAUACAAACAAAGGACAUGUUUAAUCUGGGGCUUCUCUUCCCUCACCUUUCGUGACACACAGAUGUAUUUUGGCGGCUCCAUUCACAACAUCACUUUGGAGCGUUUUCCUCUGUUUGCUGCUAUGCCCUGCUGCCACCCAUUUCCUUGCACUUCCACUUGACCUGCACCUACUCCCACACCCCAGCAAAGAGAUUGUGUAUGUAUCCACCUGAAAAGAUCACACUUCUGAUUAAUUGUGCUUGGAAGUCAUAACAAAAAGGGCAACUGGGAACAGGAGAGAAGAAACUUAACAUUUAUCCCUCUUACCUCCCCCACUGCCCCCGAAACAAAUGGGACAUUUGGGGAGGGGAGGUGUAUGUGAAAUUCAGUAGUACAUAGCAGUUUAUGUACAUAGCAGAUGGAUGGUGCUGUAUAAAUAAUCAUAGUUUGCUUGCUUACAAAGCUUGCGUCUCACAUAAGUGACAACUUUGUGCUAAUGCGCAGAUCAGCCUUUGCCAACCCAGAUGCGUUUACAAAUUAUAUAUUAAGUAUUAAGUUUGUAUACUGUCCUUCACAGAAUGGUUCACAACAUAAUACAAAAUGUGAAGGCGAAAUAAAACAUAAAGCAAACCAAUAACCCUCUUCCCACAAACAUAUUUAGGUGAGCUUCUCUGGGGAAAGCAUACCACAAAUGGGGAACCACAGCAGAAAAGGCCCAUUCUCGUGGUGCCACCCUCCAGGCCUCUCAUGAAGGGGCGCAUGAAAAAGGGCCUCAAAUGAUGAUCGCAGGGUUUGAGUCAGUUCAUAUGUGGAGAGAUGGUCUUUGAGGUAUUGAAAUUUGUGGAUGGGUAUAAAUGAAUCUGUCAGUUUUUGUUUCUUUCUCAGGAUCCCAUUUCCCAGUCUGAAAUUCAGUUCUCCACAUUUUCACAUCAAGCUGAGUUUUUUUUUUUUUUUAACAAAAGAAGAUUCAUCAACAGUUUUGGUGUGAAUCUCUCCCAAUGCGUACACAUUUUUUUGGGGUAUGCAGUUUGGACUAAUAUGUACCUUUUUUGCUCCAUCAGUUCUCCUUAAUUUAAUGCAUUAUUUUAUUUUAUUUUCCAGGAAAAUAUUUUUAUGUACGCUUUCUUCCAACAGAGGCAAUUUUUUUUGUAUACAUUGUUUGAUUGGAGAACUGCAACAUAAAAUAUGGAGAAGUGUAAAUUUUGGAGGACAGUGGUGCGCUUGUUUUGCUCAUCGGUUUGAGAAAUGUGACUGCUAGCAGUUUCUGAUUAAAAUGCAAACAUAAUUGAUACCCCCCCAAUCCCUAGCUACAACUCCCAUUAACCCCAGUCAGCAUGGCCACCAUGCUGGCUGGGGCUGAUGGGAGGUAUAGGCCAAAACAUCUGGAGGGCACCAGGUUGGCAAACCCUGACUUAGAAGUUCAGUUGAAUGUUGUGAAUCUAGGUUCCCUAACCAUGCUGUAGAUGCCAUUGAUCUUCUGUGUUUUUUUAAGAGAUAUUUAUUAAAGUUUUUAAGGUAUAACAAAGAAAUGUAAAAUAAAAAAAACAUACAAAAUAAAAACAGUUAAAAACACAUUAAUUUUCCAUAGCAUAUCUUCCUUACACUUAUUUCCCCGGACCUCCUCGUACCUCCCUUUUUUGUAUUCCAGUUCAGUUUGUUAGUUCAGCAAAUCCUUACCAUUAAGCUUUUACCCAUUUGUGAACCUUUUUUCAUAUCUCUUAAAGCAUUACAGCUGGAAACCACUUAGUUUCUAUCCAACAUCCUUCUAAGAUUCAUUAAUUUUACAAUAUGUAAAACAUGAGUAAACAUGCACAUGGUUAGGUUUUGCAGAUUUGGAUCUUGACUUUGGGUUUUGCAAAGCUUUUCUUUUUGAAGGAUCAUAAUGUUUCCCAAGCAGGCGCGCUGCCUUGCCCCCUGCAACUGUGGGUGCCCAGUGUGUGCUGAUGUCACCGCCACAUGCACUUGUGAUGUCAGCAGGUCCUGUGGCAUAGAACCUUUGGGGGGAGGCAGCCCCUUCGUUCAAAAUUUGUAGGUGCCUGGGCACCCAGGGCCCUGCAUAGUUAUCACCUAUGUUCCCAAGUGAAGCCAUUUGCUGAUACGUAAAAUGCAAGGGGUCCUAUUUACUAGAGAGGGAAGAAUGGCGCCAAAUAGAUUUGCAUAAUAUGUAGCUUAUUGAGGAAGAACUUCAGUGCAUAGCAAGUGAAAGAAUACUGAAGGGCUGGGUGGGGGGAAGGGGCAAUAGUCUAAUGUGGCCGUAUAUUUUAUUAAAGCAUCGCUAGGUAAUUUGGCUGUCUUGCUAGAGGCAUACAAGGCAUAUAUCAGAUGCAAGACAGCCUACAAUUUGUCUUUUCCACCCCUGGGCUCCGAUUUUUCACAAUACAGGUCCCUGAAUAUAUACCCACUUCUGGCUCUUUGGAUCAGCAUGUCAACAUUUAUGUGCCUGUUUUAUCAUUCAGAUGUGGGAUUUAAGAUCCCUGUUAUUAGAAUUAUCUUCCCUGGGGUGGCCGAGACUCUAAAAGGAAGUCCAUGCUUUGCAUAUCGUAGCACCAUUCCAGCAUUCAGUGAAUAGUUUUAAAAGGCCUGUUAGAGAUUGCCCUCUAGGUAUCUGGAAUGGAUGCAUCUAUCAUUCUAAGACUGCACAGAUUGCUUGCUUACAGGUUGGCAGGGAUAUUCUUCUUAUUCCUUAUCUGGUAGUAACCUCAGAGCCCAGAGUGUUCUUUUUGCUACGGGGUGUGGAGAAGACCCUUGAACUCAUAUCCCCUUAUAUUUAGAUGCUAGUUCCCCAAGAAGCUUUCCACAUGUGAUUGAAAGGUUUCACGUGAUAGGUGGGCACACCAUGUGAGCACGGUCAAUUUGUAUAUACAGUGAACAAACGCAAAGCCUCUAGGACUGCCAACUCCUGCAGUAAAUCUAAUAUAUUUGUGAGUCCAGAAAAAAGAAAAGCAACAACAGACUAUUGCAGCCUUGUAAGUAAGCCCACAAAACUUACAAUGCCUGGAAAAAAACAACAACCAGCAAACAAGCAAGGGAACAAAAACCUACCACACUGAUUUCCCUGCCUUAUUUUAGUGCAGGGGUUGCCAACGUUGUUCCCAUCUAAAUGUUGUUGGACUACAGCUCCCAUCAUCCCUGACCACUGGACCCGCUCGCUAGAGGUGAUGGGAAUUGUAGUCCAACAACAUCUGGGGACCUGAGGUUGAGAAAGGCUGUUCUAUUGCUUUGGCAAGCUUGACCUAAUUAGUUUAUGAUCUUUACUGACAUGGAAGAAUGGCAUCUAGAUUUUAUUUUCUAAAAUUUCAGGUACAAAAAUGUGUUAGUGCGUUUCUGGACCCCGUUCAUCCUAAAGGAUGAACCACAGGUGAGACCAGUGGUUGGUUCUUUUGACCUUUUCCAAGGCUUUUAGCAGAUAAGAUGAAAUUUACUCAGAGUCCUGCAGUGAUUUCAUGCUCUUUAUUGCAGCUUGUAAAACAGUGAUUGAAUUUUCCCCCAAACCGCAGGCUUUUAUAUACAGUGGUACCUCUAGAUACGAACGGGAUCCGUUCCGGAGUCCCGUUCACAUCUAGAAGCAAACGUAACUAGUGAUGGCACGUCUGUGCACACACGCGUCACUUUUCGCUGCUUCUUCACAUGCGCGUGAUGUCAUUUUGAGCGUCUGCGCAUGCGCAAGCGGCGAAACCCGGAAGUAAUGCACUCUGUUACUUCCGGGUUGCUGCGGAGCACAACUCGAACGCCCUCAACCCAAAGCACAUUCAACCCGAGGUACGACUUUACAUUAUUUACACAACGAGUCCCGUCUGAUUGGCUGAUUCUACUUCCUUCCAGUAGCCUGAUUGGUCUUCUCCUGCAGGCCAAUCAGUUGUUGCGUUCUACGAUCCUACCAGCCUAAUAGGCUAAUUAACUUCCUCCUGGAGCCUGCUUGGUCUUCUCCUGCAAGCCAAUCAGUUGUUGCAUUCUAGGAUCCUACCUGCCUAUUGUUCUAGGAUCCAAGCUUAGGGUGGUUCUGUGUCCUUCACCCAGAGAAUUGUCCUCUGUAUUUGUCUGAAGGGUAACUUGGUCCAAAUCCAGUUUAGAGAUAAAGCACCAUAAGAGGGAAGAGGAGGGUCCUUGAUGAUGACCAUCACUAGUUUGCACCUGUACAACAGGUAGCAGUCUUCCUUAUUAUGAGGUGGAUUAUGUUUCCAUUUGCAUUAUAGUAGCUAUUUCUAAAAUAUUGUGUAUAUGCGUAAGUUAGCAGAUGCAAAUAUCAUCCUCUUUUUUUUUAUUUUGGCAAUUCAUAAAUGGCCACCCUAAGUAAGAAGUGUUUGCAUUUGACUGAGGCCAGGGUGUUUUGGGAGAAGGCGUAUUAUGUUUCACUCUUUCUCACUGUGCCAUUUCCUCAAUCCAAAAUUACUUUCCAGUCUCUGAAGCUGCUAGUUUUCCCUAUGGGGAAAAUUACAAAUAUCAGCCAGGUUUUGGGUGUGUGUGUGUGUGUGUGCAUGCAGGGAUGAAGGAUGGUGGUGUGCGGGGGGGGGGGGGGAGGAGAAGAAAAACUUUCCCUACAGCUGUGUCUUUAAUCCAGUGGUUCUCAAAGGGUGUUGUGCACCACACUGAUGUGGCAGGAGAGGAUGACAAGCGUGGCAGGAAAAUUCAAGGACAAUCAAAGAAAUGUUUAAACAUUUCAGGGUAGUAUAGUAUCAAAGUUUUUGUGUGUGCAGAAUAUGGAUAGAUAAAUUUUCAAAACGAGAGCAAGAGCAUCAUAUGAUAUUACAAGCUCACACCUCUCACUGAUUUUGCAUACCUACUUGAGGUACAUAUGUAAGCGAUUCAUUUGUAUUUGGGGAAUGAUUCAUGUUAUUAUGUAGCUGCAUUGUUUUAUGCUUUCUGACUGUCCCUUGAUCUUAGUAUAAAAUAGCUGUGUUCUGUGUUACAAAUCAAAGACUGCUAGAAGUUGUUUCCUUUUUGUUUUCCAGUGUAUCAAUUAAAAAAUCGGCGAAGUGGGAGCAAAUUUUUAUUCUGAAAGUGUGGCCCAGAGGGGAAAAAAGCUUGAGAACCACCACUCUAAUCAAAUGUAGACCUUGACAUGUGAAAUAUGUGCAUGGAGGCAGCAUCCUGAGAAUUGCUUUCACACUCUUUUGUUAGAAAAUGCAGACUGGGGCAGUGUGUGAAUUGGCCCUUGGAGCAAUGCCGUUGCAUGCGUACCAGAGCCGUAACCUGAUUUAUUUGUUUGUUGAAGGGACAGGGUGUUUGUCCACCCUCUUCCAUCGUGCCCUUGCAGCAGCAUGAAAGUGUUGUGUCUGAAUAAUGUUUCCCCUUCUUCUGCGUCCCUUCUCUUGGGAGUACAGUGGUACCUCGGGUUACAUACGCUUCAGGUUACGGACCCUGCUAGCCCAGAAAUAUUGCUUCAGGUUAAGAACUUUGCUUCAUGAUAAGAACAGAAAUCGUGCUCCAGUGGCCCAGCGGCAGUAGGAGGCCCCAUUAGCCAAAGUGGUGCUUCAGGUUAAGAACAGUUUCAGGUUAAGUACGGACCUCCAGAACAAAUUAAGUACUUAACCUGAGGUAUCACUGUAAUUCAGGUCCGGAAUUUCUGAGUGUUGACAGAAAAGGCAGCAAGUGCUGAGCAUUGUGGGGAGCCAAAUCUGGUAAACAAGCCCUGACAGGUCAUAGGCCACUUUAUGGGAACUCUUCAGAAUGACAAACCAUGCAAAAUUACAAAACAAACACGGUAUUCUCUAAGGGCACAUGAAUACAGGCCGUACAAUACAUCCCGCUUUCACAAGGCAUUAACUCCAGGGAAAUGUAGGCCUUGGUCAUUUUUUAGGAAUCAAAUUCCUCCCUCCAUCCCUUCCUGUGAGUCGACCUGUUUUGGGUCACCUCUUGAGCUAUUUCAGCCCUUCCCAGUUUGAACAGUUUCUGGUUGCUUGUUGCUUGUUGGUGACUCCAUUUUUGUAUUUCUGCCCUGAGGAACAGGCGGUGCCCAGAAGAGGCAUAUUUCAUGCCUAGUGAAGGGCAGUUGUUGAUGUUAGAACAGUAACUAGCAAAGAGUUGCAUCAGAGACAACUCAAAGAAAGAUGACACACAAUCAAGAGCCCUGUUGGCCUUUUGGGAAUGAACUGCCUAUGAAGGAAAUGUAGAAAUGGCCUCUGCACGAGGUUGCGUCCAUAAUCAGCUUGACUAAUUAGUGAUUGCCACAGAAAUGUCUUAUGAGUUUGCAUAAUCUAUUUUUUUGAAACCAUGUGCAGUAUCUAUCUUUAUGUAUUAGCUGCAAUACAAACAGAUUAUCAAAAGCUUACUUGAUUUUUUUUCCUAAUACCACAAAGGGCGUGUGCACGAGAGAAUGAAAAUUGCUGCCCAAGCGUCUCUCUCUUUGGUGUUCACUCGUAGCCGAGUAAGAUUGUCUUCCAUAAACACGGUUUUAACAAUGAGUCCGUAAGUGACUGUGGAGGCCAAUUCUGGAUCCACACGUCCUUCCACAGUGGGGACAUAGGUUUCCGGGCGGGUGUUGAUCAUGGUGAGGGUUUGCCACAGUAAGCAAAGUACCAGUACUUGAAAACGGGUACACACAGUGAUUUUGCAACUCCUGUGAACUGGACAUUGUGUCUGAGUGAGACAGUGCACGUAUUUUUGUUCAGACACACUGUCUUCUCAGCAGUUAGAAAGCAAACCUUCCCCAAACCAGAGUCAAUAUUAGGAUGGCAGGAGAUGGAUAGCUAUGAGACCCCUAUUUCCCUGCCAGAGCUACAAUUCCCAGUUUCCUGUGAAGAGGGAUUGAUUUUUAAACCUCUCUGGGAAUUGUAGCUCUGUGAGGGGAAUAGGGGAAUCACAUAACAGCUCUCAGCGCCCUUAACAAACUACAGUCCCCAGGAUUCUUUGGAGGAAGCCAAAGACUGUUCAUAGUGAUAUGAUACUACAGUGGUACCUCGGGUUAAGUACUUAUUUCGUUCCGGAGGUCCGUUCUUAACCUGAAACUGUUCUUAGCCUGAAGCACCACUUUAGCUAAUGGGGCCUCCUGCUGCUGCCGUGCCGCUGGAGCACGAUUUCCGUUCUCAUCCUGAAGCAAAGUUCUUAACCUGAGGCAAUAUUUCUGGGUAGCAGAGUCUGUAACCUGAAGGAGCAGUUUACUGGUUAUUCCAAAAUGGGCCAUUUAUGGCCAGAAAGAAAGCCAUUUGGAGGAUGGAGACAGGAGCGUAUCCUUAUCGAGAAAGGGAGACAGCCACAGCAAAUAUUGCUGUUUUCUGUUUCAUGUUGUUCCAAACAGAGCUCUGUGUUAUGCAGCUGCCUGAGGUAACUUUACGCAAGCCGUAUCUCUUAGUCAUGCUUCUCUUAAAUCAGGCCACAUUUCAGCUACUUUUCACUGCUGGCCUCAGCAGAGAGAGUCCUAGAUAAUAAACAGGCCACAACGACUGGGUCAAGGUAACCUUGGGAUACGCUUAUGUGAUACCUUGUUGUUGUAGAUAGAAGGGGGACGCGCCACUCUGCUUGAUCUCUGAGGGGUUGCAGCAGCAACAAUAAUUUGUCAGCAUCCUCCUUUAAAUAACUGUGUAGGGGCCGUUCCCUUUCCCUUGGUAGCUUGAAAGUGAGAAAAGAAAACCACUCUUUCCAGAUCCGGUGUGUCACAUUAGUUUCUUCUGCACAUGUCUUCUGGUAUUAAAUUAUACCUGUACAAAUCUGUAUCUCUUCCUCUCCCCGCUUUUUAAAUAAAUGAAGCCAAAAGAGAGACAACAGUGCUUAAAUGUACAGAUGUUUAAAUGCACUUACUCGCAAGCAUGCUAAGAACUAGCAUUUCGAACUCGAUUUCAUUAGGAGGGAGGGAGGGAGCUGAAGCAUAAAAACUGCAGUUAGCUCUUCAAGAAGAAGAAGAAGAGGAAGAAGAAGCAUAAGCAUGAGCAUACACUUCAGUGAUCAUCUUCUGCAAUGCCUGGAUUCUUCAUUCUGAAAGAUUGCUAUGAAACUUGAAAGCACUGCAGAUUCCUAUCCAGCAGUUGGCUCAUGAAACUAUCACCUUGCUUAAUCCUUCUUGCAAGCCACGCAGCGAGAGCACUCACUAUAACAAAUUGCUAAGUUUCUUCAGUGCUUAAAAAUAGUCGCAAACACUUCAUAAACUGAGGCCAAGGCAUUUCGCUCGGCAGGAAAUGCUGCAACCCACGGUUUCACUUAUCUCUCCGAAAGGUCAUGAUAUUUCCCAGCAAUGAUUACUUUAUAACACGUCUCUGCCCUUUGUGUACGUAUUGAUAUGAAGAUGUCCCAACUUGUUUGAAAGUUACGGGACCGAUAGGAAAGGGCUGCAGAAUUCACACCAUUGACAAAGCUCCCCACAUCCCUUAGAUUGAGGUUUAUGUUCUUGCAAGAUACUCCCAAGAAAAGAGUAAGUUAAAAACAUCUCACAGGUCACUGUGCUCGGAGAAGGCUCAGCACAGAGAAUAUUAUAUUAUUUUAUUGUCAAGUUUCAGUUGCUCUGAUUACUUGGUUGAGCUUGUUGCAGAAUGUUCUGGAACAAGACCACAGUCCAGCACAAUGAAGAGCACUUUAGCCUAGUGUUCCUCAGUGAUCUUCUCUGUGUUUGACUGGAGCCAUAAACCUCUUGAAAAUAAAACUAAUUAUUUUAGGAUGCUGCAUGUGGAUGUAAGCUUCUGAAAAAGGACUGAGGGUUCAUGCACUUAAAUUGGCAAAGUUAAUCAUUCUGAGAAUCUAGAUCUUUUCUAGCUGUCCUUGGCCAAAAUCUCCAUCAAGGCUGCACAUAAUAGACACUGUAUCAUCAAUAUUAAGUGCAUUGAAAUGUAAUUUAAUCCAUAAAUGUAGAUGCAGUUGGGAAAAGUCUUUUCUCUCAGAUCGGAUUGGCUAGUAACCAUGAAGUGGAAUAUGGUGGAUGUUGUUGUUGUUGUUGUUUUUUAGGAGGCCAAGGGAAGCUUUUAUCCAGAGCUCAUUUGAGUUUCCUGGGACUGUCUGUGCCAUUUUAGUCCUGCAUACUUUGUUCCAGUACAUUCUUUGCUUAAAUGGCACACCAUGCAUAGUUUGUGUGGAAUGAUCCUUGGAGGGUCUGGUUAUCCUACUACGUACAGGAAUUUUCUUUCUUUUAAUCAGUGGUCAAAUGGGGCUGCUUCAUUUCUGUGUAUCGGGUACAGUGAAGGGAGUCUUCAGGCUUGUGAGAUCUGUUUUGAUGUUUACUAGAAUCCCGAGGUCCACCAACCAGAGCCAAGUACAGAAUAGUGGCUGGAUAAUGAGAGCACAGCUAUCAGUGCUUGACUUCUGGUUGAGCCCAGUCAGGCCUCUGUAGCACAAGGGUCAACCAACAUUAAAAACAUCUCACCGCUAGAUAGUGCUGCAGCCUUUCUUCACAGAGUUCAUAAUACAGGCUUGCUUCCAAUCCAAAGGCUGGGCUCACUCAAAAGGCCUGAGACCUGACAGCUUUCUCUCCUUUACUCUCUUAUCCACACACGUUUUGGCCACAUUCACAGAGGACAUUUAAAGCACUACAAUGCCAUUUUAAACAGUCAUGGCUUCCCCCAAAGAAUCCUGGGAGCUGUAGUUGGUUAAGGGUGCUUAGAGUUGUUAGGAGGCUCCUGUUCCCCUCCCAGAGCUACAGUGGUUUAAUCACCACAGGGAACUCUGGGAAUUGUAGCUCUGGAAAAGGGAAAAGGGGUCUCCUGACUUCUCUCAGCAAUGGCCUUAUAACACACUACAGCUUCCACAAUGGGGAUGCUGUUACGGUUUCUAGAGUGGCGUUUUCAGCAAGACUUAUAAUGGCUCUUUGUAAACCUUUUGCAAGAGCUUUGUCCCUGACUACACCACACCCUUUCACCACGGAUGUGGGACUUGGGAUACUUGCACCAGUUGAAAGGCACAGCUCAUGUCACCCACGGUCGCGGUGGUCCAUGGGUAUUUUAAAGGAGCCUAAACGUUCCUCAGAACUUGCCAUUUCACAAAGCCAAGCUUAACUAAGGAUGUUUCUUGGAAUGGCCCCACACCUCCCUUGGGAGUUUGCCUAAUUCCUGCCACAUUUGUUGUUCUCCUUUGUUGUCAGGCUAGGACACAUUGGCUGCAAUAAAAGCCCAGCAGCUUUGGAUGUGUCUCCCCCCCCCCCCAGGGCAGUCUUAGCUCUGCUGCCCAUUCAAAAUAAAGGAUUUUUUUUCUUUCCAAAAUCCCUCAUAAAUUGCACAGGCAAUCUGGCACCUAACUAGACCAGAGACUACAUUCACAUUUGCAUUUGAUGUGCAUAUUUUUUUAUAUAUACAGUGGUACCUUGGUUUACAACCAUAAUCCGUUCCAGAGAUCUGGUUGUAAACCAAAACAGGUUGUAACCCAAGGCAUGCUUUCACCAGUGGGGCCUCCCCCCCAAAAAAUUAAUCCAAAAAAUCCAAAAAAAUGGGUUGUAAUCCAAAAAAAGGGGACACGCACUUCCGGGUUUGAUGUGGUUGUAAUCCAAAACCGUUGUAAUCCAAAGCGGUUGCAAACCAAGGUACCACUGUAUUUAAAAAAAGUGAAUUGCAAUGACUGAUGUAGAAACAUAAUUAAUGAUAUUUCAGUAACUAUCAGCCUUCUCCCAGUUUUGCAGUCUGCAUUUUUAAAAGCCCGCAUGAUGCAUUUUAUGCCCUGUCUAAUUUGACCCCAUGGCAUUUCUCUUACUCUGAUUUUAUUUUGUUUUAAAAGACUUGGCUGCUAUAUUCCUUAGUGCUAUGAUGAAAGGAAAAACAACAACACGCCCCUCUCCUGAGAUACAUACCCCUUAGCCGGCUUCUUUAUGAAAGUAUCCAAAAACUCAGUUUAUCAACUCCAGGCUGUAACUGUGAAGAUCGAUUCUAGAAAAUCUUUAGGUGAUUUAACAGGGAAUGAUUUUCCCCAGCCCCAUUUUCUUUCACUGUUCUUUACACUGAGAAGAAGGGUAACAAAACAGUUUUAACAUUUGUGUAGGAGUACAGAAAGCCAAGUUAUAGUACCGAUGAGAGACUAGUUGUGCCUCUAUUUCCAGUCAGCAAUUAAAUAUUUUUAAAUUAAACAUGUCAGUGGGUUGUUUUAAAAGUAAUAAAUUAUUUCUAGCAUGGGAGAAACAUCCUGUAAGAUUAUGGAGAUGUAUCAUUCCACCGGUCUGGGGGAUAUUAUUCAUCAGGAAACAAAAACAAAGGGAUGUGUGUUGAAGUAUUGUUGUUUAAAAGAGAAAAAUGGUUAAGAGUUAAAGGUUCAACAAUUUACUGGGUUGCCAGGCCCAACCCAAAGAAACUACCUGUGACUUUAAUAGCUUUUUUUUUUUUUUUGGUAGUACUGAUGUCUUUGAUCUAAAGUUGGUAGCUUAAUUUUUAUUCCUUCUUUUUCUCUACCCACCCCAGUUCAUUCAAUUAUGGCAGUUAAGACAUAAGGUUCCCAGGCAGUCUCCAAAGGCCCAGUGUUAGAAAUUAGCCAGGCGCCAGGUGUGUUUUGCAACUAGUGCGGGUCCAGUUGCAACCAUGUGGAGAUCUCUAGAUGCUAGAUUGGCGGCUGGGAAAGGUAAAGGUAAAGACGACCAAAGGUAAAGGUAAAGGACCCCUGGAAGGUUAAGUCCAGUCAAAGGCGACUAUGGGGUUGCAGUGCUCAUCUUGCUUUCAGGCCGAGGGAGCUGGCGUUUGUCCACAGACAGCUUUCCAGGUCAUGUGGCCAGCAUGGCUAAACUGCUUCUGGUGCAACGGAACACAGGGCUGGAAACCAGAGCGCACACAAAUGCCCUUUACCUACCCGCCACAACGGUACCUAUUUAUCUACUUGCACUGUUGUGCUUUUGAACUACUAGGUGGGCAGGAGCUGGGAAAGAGCAACGGGAGCUCACUCUGUUGUGCAGAUUCAAACUGCCAACCUUCUGAUCAGCAAGUCUAAGCGGCUCAGUAGUUUAGGCCACAACGCCACCUGUAACCCAGGUUUAAGGUGCCAUUUAGCGAUUAGAUUAUAUACCUGAGUUUCUAACACUGUCCACUUCUUUGCUCCCUGCUUACAGUAGUAUCUCCCUACAUCCCUCCAAAAGUGGCCCCUGUAGUUGGGCUCUGGGACGGCACUCUGUUAGACAAAGUGGGCCUCUAGAGUAGAUGUGGAGGAUCUUUGGCCCUCCAGGUGUUGCUGGACUUCAUCUCCCAUUAUUCCCCUGCCAUUGGCCAUGCUUGUUGGGACCGAUGGAAGUUGUAGUCUGGUAACACCUAGAGGUUCAAAGAUUCUCCACACCUGUUCUAGAGGGAGAUUUUUGAAUUCCUGCAUGUACACUAUGGUGCUACUGUGAUCCUGUAUUUUGUUGCUUCAGCACAGUCUUAACUCCAGUAGGGGAGUUUCUGCAUAGUUUUGUCUCAAGUUCACUCAUUCGUAUUGUUUUCUGUGCUAUGUAUAUUUGGAAAAUGGCACCAUUGUUCGAUGCUGGGGUUAUAUGUCUGGGUUCCUUUCCCUUCCUCCCCAUGGUGGAACGAAGCACUCCUGUAUCAUUAACUUAGUGCUUUCUUGUGUUUUUAUUGCCUUUUAAUGGGAACAUACAGCAAUAAUUGGCACUUAGAAAAAUAUUAUGCUUUUAAGCAGCAUGUAUAACAAUGGGAAAACAUUCCAUCCCAAAAUAUUACCGUCUUUCUCUAUUCCUCUUUUGCUAAUGAACGUAAAAGCUCUUUCCAAAUUUCAAAUGGUGACUCUGACUGCAUUCCAAAUGAGUCUUUGACUUAAUUUUAGCUUUUGAUAUGUUUUAGCACAAUUAAUAUGUUUUGGCCUGGUUUCUAGCUAGGUUUUCAAAUGUGGCUAUUGGUUACUUUCAGUUGUAGUCACGGAGUAGUUUUGUGGGUGGCUAAGGUGUGCUUGGGGGCAUCUGCAGGCACCGCGUUGGUGACCCCCGAGCUAUGGCAUAUAUCUGUGAACCUCUUAAAAUGCCCUCUGGUCUGACAUCUGACAGUGGAAUGCCUCUGGCUGACAUCUCUAGUAAAAGCAGAAAAAUUUCCAUUCAACUCUUAACAGCUGGGCUUUUCCACUUGGAGGAUGAUUGAUGCCAACAUAUAAUUUGUAUAUUAUGCUGGCUGUGUGACUUUCAUCGUGAGUUAUGGAGAUCAAAGUGGAUUUGCAGCUGGGUUUCUCACAUCUAAAUACCAACACUCUAUGGUAUCAUUGGCCCUUAAGUUAUGGACUCUGAAGCACCCUUCAUUUUCGCAGGACUCAGAAAGUCCCUGGCAUCUCCAGGUAGGGCUGAGAGUCCAUGCCUGAAACUGUGGAGAGCUGCUGUCAGUCAGUGUAGACAGUACUGAGCUUGAUGAAUCAGUGGUCUGACUCAGUGUAAGGCAGUUUCCUUGUAUGUGAGCAGGUACAACUGUCCACUAAGGCCUAAUUAGUAUGUCUGCUUCCUGUGCCAUUUUGGUGAUAUUUGGAGGGAAUCAAUACAGGGGCAGAAUGACCGAUCCUGUUAGUUUCAUGCCAGCUUCGUUGAGUGAUACAAGAAUUGAGCUUUUAUUCUGUGACAUAAUAGAAAGAAGGUGCACUGUUUUAUUGUAAAGAUGGGCCACGCAAUUAUUCCCACACCCUUUAUACCAAGGGUGGGAGCAAGACAGAUCUCCAGGCUUCUAUAGUCAGGGAAAAGCCGGAACUCACCAGAACUGUGUUCCAGCACUUAUUUUGUGUGUUGUGGCAGCCCCGUAGUGUUGUGGUGCUGUCCCCACUCAGGGCUGUGCAAUGCGGGCAGGGUGAGCCGGUGAAGAAGAGAAGUCUUGCCCCCCCUAAAGAAAGCUCAACAACUUUGGGUGGACGCUCCCUGCAAAGUCCCGACACCCCUUUUUCUAUAAAAAAGCCCUUUCUAUAGUGUUUGUUUGCCAGAAGGCAUCAAUGUGACUUACAGCAAACAGUAGAAAAGGUUCUGGCAGUGCUUCCCUCCUCUCCGGCUUGCUCAGGUGCGGUGUUAAGGCUCUUUCUAGCAUCCUCUGGUCCCUGCACCUCUUCUCCACUGGAGGUGGGGCUUUCCUCCUCGCCGGAAGAGGAACGGCUUCGCAAGAUUUUCAGAUUUUCGGAGGCUCCCUGUAAUACAACUCCCCCUCUAUCUCUCGCCUCUGAGUUGAUGGCAGUUCCCUGACAGGUUCAAAUCCUCGCUCAGCCAUGAAGCUCACUGGGUGACCUUGGGCCAGUCACUGCCUCUCAGACUAACCUACCUCACAGGGUUGUUGUGGAAAUAAAUUAGGAGAGCGAGAACCAUGUAUUACACCUUGAGCUUCUUGGAGAAAGAGGUGGGUAUGAAUGCAAGAAAGAAGUAAAUAGGAUUAAUUAAUAAAGAUUAUUUGUAAACAAAUACGACACAACUGUCAUAGAGGCAAACUGCUGAGAACCAAGAAUGACCAUGCGCUAAUUCCAAACAAAGCCCCUACCUUAGGGUUGCCAUGUGUCUGGAAUUUCCUGGACAUAGCCGGGAUUCGGCCGUCAGAAACAGUGUCUGGGUAGAAAUCGUUCAAUGCCUCUGAAAAUCCGGACGUAUGUUGAAAGUGUAGAUUUUGGCAAAUUUUGCAGCAACUUCUGCGUCUGGAUUUUUACCUUUUGAAAUAUGGCAACUCUACCUAGUCUAUCUCAGCAUGAUCACCGUACGAAUGAAGAAAGCCGAUAAAUAGCCCUCACUAGCCCUGUUCCACAACCUCCUUGAGUGCAUUUGGCCCAGCUUGAAUGUCUCCUCGAAGUGUGACAAGGCCUCUUGCUUUUGGUCUGGUUAGACAAUGGUGGGGUUUGAGGUUGUGGGUGUUGUAGGUGCCUCUGGAAUGUAGCCUGCUGUACAAAGUUCAGGUCAUAGCCAUAGCCAUAACAUGCCCCCCGCCCCCCGGAAGACUGUCCAUUGGGGAAAGUUUCUCCUCCCUGCUUUAUUCACUCAUUUCGUGUCCUGAGUGAUUUGCGGCCUUCCACAGUGUUGAUUGUGCUUCUAUGGAUGGCUCUCGAAUUACAGGCAUAGUUCAAGACUUUAUAUUUUCUGUGAUUGCUCAGGGAAGAACAAAGGCAAGUAAUGGAUAAAACAGCGCACUGAAAAUGACUCCACUUCUCCAAAGAUAAAUAUUGUUACAGCUUUAUCAUCCAAGCUAUGAAGUAGGCUGAGAAGGCUGCAUUCAUCAUUUCCUACAUCAUUUGCAUUCUAAGGAGUUUUCUUUUUAAAAGUCUUAGCAUAUUUCCACCCCCCUAACCUUUCAGAAACUUAAAUAUAUUGAGGAAAGGAGGAAGUAUUGUUGGAUAUUAAAUCCGUUACUACCAACAAAGCGAGGGUCGGGGGGUGGGGGAACCUGGAACUGGUCCGUAGGCCCACCUGUCAAUCACCUGACAUCAUGUCCGGUGGCCUUUAUUUCUGCCGGCAGGGGUCAACAGAAGCCCCUUUCAAAGCACUGUCUUGAGCAGUGGUUUGAAAGCCUUUCCCAGUGGGCUGGGGUGCCAGAGGUUCCCCACCCUUGGACUAAGAGACAGUGUGUGCGUGUGCGCGUGCGCAAGAGAGAGAUAUUUCAAAACCCAGCUUUCAUUUCUGGGAGAAAAGGGUUUGUCCUUCCUUUCUAUGGUUUCCACCAGCCUCCUUUGCCCCAUGAGUGUGAAGGCAAAUGGCCUCUGUGUCAGCAUUGACAUGUUCUGCCAUAGCCUUUCCCCUUCACAAAGGGGUUGGGAAAUGCUUCUGCCUCAACUGGGCCCUAGUUUUCCCCACCGUCUGCUUUAUCUGGUGGAGCAGACUUCGUCCUGGCCAGCUGCAUUUAACAGAUGGUGCGGCUAGUGCUUAAGAUAGUAGGGAGACAGAGCAACAAAAUGACGGCAGGUCCCAGAGAUCUAAGUUGGUGCAUCACACUGUUUAUAUACUUCACUUAUUGCUUUUGGGGCCAGGAAUAUUCAUUGAACACAAAGCAUGCUAACUGCAGUGCUGCUGGGGGAACCUGAUCCAAGCUGGCCAGGAGCCUCUUCAUUAUUUUCCUGGCGAAACACAUGUCUGUCAUGUCACCACUGCAGUCAUAAUCCUCUGUGUAUGUGUGUGUGUGCUGUCUAUGCCAUUGUUUGUGUGCAUAUAUUUCACAAUAAACCAUACUGCACUGAAACAAUCUACUAAACAAAGGCAGCUGUUCAAACAGCUCAGGACUCGAGGAGUGUGUGCUUGUAGUGUUGGAUGUUAUUCUUGGCAACUGCAUCUUGUUUAACUUGGGCUACAGUCCACUCGCUUUCUCCUGCUGAAUGUCACAAGGCAGAACCCACAAUUGGAUCGCCUCUCUCUUGUCACUUAAGGGAAGCCAUUCUGUAUCACCUGUGGUGAAGGGUGAGCAAGAAAUGCCUGGAAAGCAGGUGGAGAAUUUUGUGCUUUGAAAGGGAAGGGCCCUAGCUCAGCUUUGGAUGGUGAAGGCUCCAGAUUCAAUCCUUGGCAUCUCCAGGCAGGACACAGAGAGAACCCUGUCAGAAACCCGGUCAGUCAGUAUGGACAAUGCCAGUGGCGUAACAUGGGUUGCCAGUGCCCGGGGCUGCGUGGAGGAAGAGUGGGACGGAGUACACAUGCACCUUCAACUGCCUAAUGGUGUCUGUAUUACCCAGAAGAUUGCAGCUGCAGAGAUAAGAAGAAUCACCUGGAGAAGUCACUUCCUGGUUUGCAUACAGAAGCGUUUUCAGCUUCUCAUGCUCCUAUGUAAGAAUAACAGAGAAAUAAGUAGACCGCCUCUCCCAGUAAAUAGCAACACCCUAGUGGACCUGGGCCCUAAGGAAGUUAGAUUAGCUUCAACCAGAGCCAGGGCCUUUUCAACACUGGCUCCGGCCUGGUGGAACGCUCUGCCUCAUGAGACCAGUGCCCUGCAGGAUCUGAUUUCUUUCUGCAGGGCCUGUAAGACAGAGUUGUUCCACCUGGCCUUUGGUUUGGAGCCAACUUGAUUCCCUCCUCCUCUUUCUUUUUCCUUUUUCCUUUCUCCUCCUGUGAUGAGGCUGCAUUUUAAUAUUUUAUUGUUUCAAUAUUUUAAUGUUGUAUUUUAAUCUUGUUUUUAAGUUGUAUUCAUUCAACUUGUUUUUAUUAUUGCUUGUUAGCCACCCUGAGCCCGGCCUUGGCUGGGGAAGGCGGGGUAUAAAGAAAAAUUAUUAUUAUUAUUAUUAUAUUAUUAUUAUUAUUAUUAUUAUUAUUAUGAGGUUUUUUUUAAAAAAAUUCUUUAUUCCAUUUCAUUAUAAACAUAGAUACAAAUAUAUAUUUGAAGAAAAAUGGUGAAAAACUGAUAAGCACCUGCAUGAAUAAGAGAGGGGUUGGAAAAGCUCACUAGUGCAGAAAACAGAAAAAGGAUAAGGAAAGGAGGCACAGCAAUUAUUUGCAGCGGACGUAUUGGGAGUUAGAAGUAAAUGGUUUCAAAACUCGGCAUCUGAGGAAAGAAAGGGCAAAGGAGAAACCCUGCUGUGAAAGCACCUCCGCUGCCAGAUUAUAAACGACUUUUGAAUGAAAGCGGAAUGAAGAAGGAUCUCGAAAGGGAUGAAACGCUUAUUUCUGAAGACGGAAAUGAGGAAAAUGAAUAGCCAAGGAAACAUACAGGGAGGUAAAAGGAAAAUAGAAAGCCAUGAGCAGUAGGGGAGCCAAAUGAGAAGCGUGUGGAUGACAGAUAAAUGGAGUAAAUAUAUGUACACACACACAAGGCUUUUAAAAAGCCAUUUGCAAGAUAGGGGACUCAUUAAAAAAGAAUUCAAGACAAUCACAGGGACAAAGAAAAGAACACAGGAAGUACAAAAAGACAUCAACGCGGAUCAUAUUAAAAUUAGGAAAGGGGAAAAAACUAAUGAUGGAGUUGAUGCUAAAACUGAGAUUUGGAGGAAAAAAGCUCCCCUAUGUGUAAUGUUUGCAAGGCCUGCUUUGAUACAGCGUUUUAGUUUUAUUGCAUCAGAAUCUGGAGGAAUUCCAGUCCAGGUUUUAUCAGCUGCCUAAACAAAGAGUCUCUCUCCACUGGUUGGACUUCAGAACCAGGCAGUGAUGACAAAUUCUGGUAUGCUUCACUCUACAUUUCCACUUUGAACACUUCUAGGUAGUCAUGCUUGCACUGACUCUGCACCGUCCUGAGUCCAGAAAGCACACCAUCCCAUAGAGCAUACAGUGGUACCUCAGGUUACAGACGCUUCAGGUUGCAGACGCUUCAGGUUACAGACUCUGCUAACCCAGAAAAAGUACUUCAGGUUAAGAACUUUGCUUCAGGAUGAGAACAGAAAUCGUGCUCCGGCGGCGCGGCGGCAGCAGGAGGCCCCAUUAGCUAAAGUGGUGCUUCAGGGUAAGAACAGUUUCAGGUUAAGAACGGACCUCCGGAACGUAUUAAGUUCUUAAGCCAAGGUACCACUGUAAUGUUCGUGAUGGUAUGGGCAGUAGUCUGGUUUUGGUAAAGAAAAGAAGAACCUUGGUUUUUGAACAGCUUAGUUCUCUAAUGUUUUGGCUCCCGAACACCGCAAACCUGGAAGUGACUGUUCUGAUCUGCAAAAUAUUUUUGGAAGCCAAAUGUCCGAUGGGGCUUCUGCGGCUUCCGAUUGGCUGCUGGAGCUUCCUGCAGCCAAUCAGAAGCUGCACUUGGUUUCUUAAUGUUUUGGAAGUCGAACGGACUUCCAGAACAGAUUCCGUUCGACUUCCAAGGUACGACUGUAUUGCAACUCUGUGAGGGGUAAACUACAGUUCCCAUGAUUCUUUAGGAGGGGGGGAAAUGUGUCAAGUUGCAGAUCCUCUCUCAGUGAUUUUCUGCACAGGGGCUGGUAUAUAGGGGUGUACAAAUCUGCUAGUUUUAGUUCUCUUAAGUUGUCAUGUUUCCAGUCUUAAACACAGUGUUCUACAUUUCUGCAGCAAUCUGUGGUCCCCCCCAAGCCCCUACCCCAAUGAAAAUUCAACAGUAUUUCAGUGCAAAUUUUACCCAGUACACAUAUCUUUGUAUGCAAUUUUGAUUAACAUAUGGUAUUUUUGCAAGCAAUUUUCUCCAAUAUAUAUAUAAUGCAUUUUUCUAUAUUAUUUCCACCAAUAUAUGCACACCAAUAUUUGCACAUUUCCCCCUAAUAUAUGCAUUUUCUGGUAGGAAAUGCAUGCAUAUGUAUGGUAGGAAAACUGCAUUGCAAAAUUUGGAAAAGUGUGAAUUUCAAAGGAUAGAGGUGUUUCAGUUCACAUAUUGGUUCAAUAACUGCAAAUGAGGUAGAUUAUUAUCAAAAAGCAAACAAAAAUUAAAAUUCGUCCUUAUGCCUACUGAUACAUGUAUACAUUUCUGUUCAGCCAUUCUCCACACUUCCUGCAGAGUAGGUAACUGAAUUAUUUACUUUGUGUUAAAGAAGAAUCUUAAUUUUCAAGGUUAAUCGAAUGUAUAUAUUGAGGUGAAUGGUUUGAGGCAUACAAGAUUGAUGCUGUUUUUAUCUUGCAGCUGAAAUAGAAGUAUUAGUGGGACUAGUUUGAUGUAUUUUUAUGUAGAUUAAUGUAUUUUAAUUUCAAAUAGCAUAUUUUGUAGAACCAAUAUAGUUUUGCACUGACAUGUCUUUCUCAGUCUAAUGCAUUUUAAUCACGUCGCUCUGUUGCUUGUGCGAUUUCUCAAAAAUACCUGAAUGCAUUAACUUUCAUUGGUAGGCACUUCAGAAAUAUAUAAUAUACAUAUAAUUGACCUUAAAUGGGACCGUUUGUAACCCUUGGCCACUUAUAUAUUUUUUAAAAAACUCUGUUAGGAAAUGGCUAGAUGUUCAUUAACCUUCCUAAACAGAAGCUUAAAAAAUAAAGGAUUGGUUUACUACCCCAAGCCAAAUUCUAAUGUAUCUAAUGUGCUGCUAGUGUGUGAAAACAGUCACGAUCCCAAGCUUCCCAGGCAAGCACCUCCAGAUGGUGGAGACAUUGGGUGCCGUUCUGGUCCCUGGGCAUCUUUGCUUGGCAUCAAGUGGUUGAUAAAGGUAAAGGACCCCUGACAGUUAAGUCCAGUCGUGAACGACUCUGGGGUUGUGGCGCUCAUCUCACUUCACUGGCUGAGGGAGCCAGCAUUUGUCUGCAGACAAUUUUUCUGGGCCAUGUGACCAGCAUGACUAAGCCGCUUCUGGCGAACCAGAGCAGCGCACGGAAACGCCGUUUACCUUCCUGCCAGAGCGGUACCUAUUUAUCUACUUGCACUUCACGUGCUUUCGAACUGCUAGUUUGGCAGGAGCUGGGACCGAACAACAGGAGCUCUCCCCGUCGCAGGGAUUCGAACUUCCGACCUUCCGAUUGGCAAGCCCUAGGCUCAGCCAGGUGCAAAAUGUGCCUGGCGCCUGGUGAUUUUCUAAUGCUGUUGGACUCCCAAUUUCCAUCAUUCCUGACCACUGGCUGGGAUGGGAACCCCAAAAACAUCUAGAUGGCAUCACAUUGGCUUAGCUUAUAAAGUGCCACAAGAUUCUUGGUAGUUUUUGCAGGGACAGAUGGGCGCUGCUUUCCCUCUGAACAUAAUUCCAAACUGUUGAACUGUCCCAUCAGUCUGUCUUGGCAAAACUGUCGAGAAACAUGUGGAACUGCAGGUGAAACAUAAGCAUUUGUUUUAUUCUUACCCUAUUCCAAAAGCUGCCUGUUCCUUAACAGCAGGGAAGGGCUUACCUGUGGCUUUUCAGAUACUGUUGGACUCCAACUCCCAUCAGCGCCAGCCAACAUGAACAACAGCCAGAGAUUAUGGGAUUUGUAGUUGUAGAUGGAAGAUGCCAGGUUACCCACCCGAUGCUGAGUAGCAUUAUAAAUGGUGUUAGCUUCAUGAAUUCUUCCAUCUUGUAAAGCUUCUUUUUAAUCCUGUGGGUGGGAUGGAAUCUAAAAACACUUGGACACAUUUUAUUUAACAUAGAAACCAUUGAUAUGAGAAUUAAAGCAAGCAGCCCUUUCAUGCAGUGAAAUGACCACGGAAUGCUCCUUUGUUUCAAGUCAUUGUAAGCUAAACAAACCGUGGAAGAAAUCUGCGCGUUCCAAAAUAGUCCCCGUAAGAAGCGCGACUCAAUAAUGCUGCGAAAUGCCUUUAUUCAUUUAAGCAGAACGAAAACAUUUAACUCUCUUUGAAAUUGAUUUUGCCGCAUUUAGAACAUUUAUAAAUACCAAAGACUAACAUUUUCAUUGAAGCUGUUGCUUUAUUCUGCUUUGAAGAAUCACACCCCAACCCCCGCUCCACCCACAUGCAAAUUUUUAAAGGCAAGGUUUGAAAUGUUUGGUGGUGGUGGUGGUGGAGCCCACAGAAGCAUUAGGGAGAAUGAACUCAAACCAAACUUGGAAUGAAAACCGGACCCAAUCUUUGUUCCUGAAUCAAAACCAGUGGAGACUGAUCCAUCAGGGAGAAUCUGGCAUUGCCCCACCAGCCUCAGCCAGCCCCCAACCGCCUUCCUUCCUUCUUACUUUCAACUUUUCUAAGGAGCGGCAGGAGUGGCACUUGGCUGUCUUUAAUCUCAGCUUUGUCCUUGUCUAUCUUAGCAGGAAGAAGGACGGGAACAAAUGUUGCCUGUCAGUCACUAUGGCUCCACCUCCUCUUGGCCUCCCUCCCAAUCACCUUACCAGUCCCAAUGGCUACUACUGGCCACCACUAUCCUGAAGCCCUCUCUGUAGAGCCUAAAAUAAUAGUUAUUGGUGCCAAUGCAGAUUCCCCCCCCCCCCAGGCAAAACCAGUUUCAAAGGAGGAUUAUCCUCGGGACAAGGGCAGGGAAGAAAAGGUCUGUAUUUUCCCACCCUGUGCCCAUGUUUGCUUUGAACCUGGUAAUCAUCAUCCUUCCCAGUGCAUGCUAUCUUCAUUUUCUUUAAAAAAAAUACCUGCCCAUUGAAUGUCUAGUUUGGCUCUGACCAUGAAGACAAUCAGCCUCUGAGUAGAAAUGAGAAAAGACAGCAUUUAUGUAUGCUCACACUUGCUACAGUGUUCAGCCUGUUUUUAUAUUGUGGAAGCCUUUCUCUCGAUCCUUUGACCUAAAGGCCAACCAGUAUGGAGCUGUGUACAGUACUGGACAGUUGCAGUCCUAUUUUGGCAUUUCCCAUCAUGCAACUCCCAACUCCCAUUAGGCCAAACCCCUGAAGAUGGGUUGCUGUAAAGCACACUUAUAAAGCUGCGCAAAAGAAACCAAAAACUGGAAUUGUUUCAUGUGUGUGUUUGAGAGAGAGAGAAUAAAAUCUGGUUGGUGCAUGCAUUACCUUUUACUCUCCUGCUUGCUAGUUACCCUAGAAAUUGGGUGUUUUAAAGAUCCAUGCCUGUAUGAAAUGCAAACACCUUGUUUCAUCUUUUGUUUGCAGGUCAAAUUCUUAUUACUAGCUACAGUUUAGCCUGCGGGGCUCCCUGCUGCAAGUUACAACAGUAGCGGUUUUGCCCGCAAACUUUGUAACUAAUGAAAGGCACACUAACUCUGCUUUCUCUCUGCUUUCUAGGUACCUUGGAAUCACCAGGCCUCUCACCUAUCCCGUAAGGCAAAAUGGGAAGUGUAUGGCUAAAAUGAUCCUGAGCGUGUGGCUGCUGUCGGCUUCAAUUACUUUGCCACCCCUCUUUGGCUGGGCUCAGAAUAUCAACGACGACAAAGUUUGCCUCAUCAGCCAAGACUUUGGUUACACCAUUUAUUCCACGGCGGUGGCGUUUUACAUUCCCAUGUCCGUGAUGCUUUUCAUGUACUACCAGAUCUUCAAAGCCGCCAAGAAGAGUGCGGCCAAACAUAAGUUUGCCGGUUUCCCCCGCCCUGAAGAAAACGAAGGGAUCGUUUCGGCGAACGGCAUCGCGAAACUGCACAAGGAAUCGGAAGAGUGCACAAAUUUUUCGCGGCUGCUUAAGCACGAGCGGAAGAACAUCUCCAUCUUCAAGAGGGAGCAGAAAGCUGCCACCACCCUGGGGAUUGUUGUCGGGGCAUUUACGGUGUGCUGGCUGCCGUUUUUCAUACUUUCCACCGCCAGACCCUUUAUCUGCGGGACGUCUUGCAGUUGUAUCCCCCUGUGGGUUGAGAGGACAUUUCUCUGGUUGGGUUAUGCAAACUCUCUCAUCAACCCCUUUAUAUAUGCCUUCUUCAAUCGGGACCUGAGGACAACCUAUCGCAAUCUGCUGCAAUGCAGAUAUAGGAAUAUCAACCGUAAGCUAUCGGCCGCAGGCAUGCACGAGGCCCUGAAGCUUGCUGAAAAGCCAGAGUUUGUUCUGUAAGGUCAUUUUGCCUUUUAUUACACUUAUUUGCUGGUUCUUUGUGUAAGCUUUCUCUUCCAAGUAACACCAAAUACAGAUAAGAAUGAUUGUGUCUGAUUGCAGAUUAUUCUUUUUUAGUUGAAGAUUUCUGUCAGUCUUAUCCCAGUUUGUUGUGGCUUUCCCCUCAAGAAUCUGGAGAGAAUGCUAAGAAUUAGAGUUCCCUUUUCUACCAACUACAGUUGCCCCAGAAAGACAGAAUAACAACUAAAUAAGUUCAUGUGUGAGUGCUUAGCAUCAUCAUAGUAGUUGGAUACCCAAGUACCAAAAUUCUUUGUAUGAAAGCAGUUGUAUGUGAAGAGGGUGGGUUGUUGUUGUUGUUUUUAAAGAUAGUGAGCAUCUUAAUUUAGGAUUUCUGUCUAAAGAUCUUCUAGUGUGUACCUAUACAAAACUGUGUUACUCCAAACUUGGUAGCUGCUUAUACUUUUUUUCCGCAGGAGAGCAUAACCACAAACUAGCCAUUAGGCCUAAUAGCUGUGGGCACAUAGCUGUUGUUUUUAAAGCUCUGCUUUGUGAUUGGAUGCUGCCAUUGAUUGGCUCCCAUUGUUAUUUCCUGCACUCCUCAGAUUACCAGCAAAAUCUGGUGAAUGAUCCAUGGAGCAUUUUGUCCAAAUGAUUAGGUGCAUGCCUGCUUGAUGUCUUCUAGGCUUAUUUCUCACUGUUUCUUGAAGUUUAGCUUGACAAUGCGUUUAGAAAGCAUAAGAGUUUCGUAGGACAGAUGGACCCCAAAUAAACAAUAGUUUUGCUGAUCACAGCCUAUGAGCAGAAUCUCAACAUUAUUUGCUUUGAGUCAGUCCCAAAGACUUUUUAUAGAACAAUAAGUGGAUUUGGGAUUGCAGGGUCCGCUGAGGCUAACUGUUGCAAAAAAUGCAUCUUUGAACACUGGGACCUUGACCAAAAUCCUUGCUGAUCCUCUAUUGAAGUUGAGAAACUAACAAAAAGAAGCAGUGCUAUCUUGAGAGCUUUGGUACAUUACUAUUAUUUGAAAUCACUGGAACGACAAACAUAGACAACAGGGUGAAUUGUAUAACUGGAGUGAGGAACUUUUGGUCCGCCAGAUGGCGAUAGACUCCAACUCCCAUCAGCCCCAGGCAGCAUGGCCAAUAGUAACCGAUGAUGGGAGUUGGAGUUCAGCAGGAGGGCCACAGGUUCCACAGUCCUAUUGUAUAUGAUGUGAUCCAGUGGGCCCUUUUAGGCAUGUAUCAAAACAUUCCCACUUGCAGUAGUGCAUAGAUAGCCAGUGCUGCUGACUACAACUCCCACCAUCCUUGAUUAUUGGCCAUACUACUCAGGGCUGAUGGGAGUUGUUGUCCAAAAAAUCUGAAGCUAUGACGCUGGCUUACCCCUGCACUAGGAUAUCAUUUUCUCUCUCUCUUUCUUUUCCUUUUGGCAGCAGAACUUGGUACUCUGCUGGGCUAUUUCUGGUGCUACCCUGCAUUUGGGGGACAAUCUGUUCAGUAGCACAGUGGUCUCAAAAGCCUGACUGCACAUACCAACUUCUCUGCACAGCCCUCUGUCCACGUUGCGUAGAUAAGGAACAGGAUGUCUCCCUCCUCUGCUGUUAGUGGGAAUGAGGCCUGUGUGAUCUGUUCAGGUGUUUGCUCAGGUGGUCUAUUGGCAGGACUUUGCUGAGAGCAUCUGCUUCUUUGUAGGAAAAUUGGCCCUGUGUGCUCUCUCACUCAGCCAUCAUUCUGAAGAAAGGAAGUUAUUGUGCUCUCCCUCUCUCCUUUAUUGGGGGCAUGAAAGCUAUCAAGUGAAAGUAAUACUAGGCACCAGAACAUGAUAAACAAUGGCAGGAGUGAUGUCAGGGUUGUUGCUUUCAGAUCAUUUUUGUUUUAUGUUUUGCCCAGGUAGGGUUUCUUGGGGGUGUGGGGCAGGGGGAUUUGCUUUUGCAUUGUGAUAUUUUGAUAUAUUUAUUUACUGUUGUUUUAUUGCAUUAGUUUUAUUUUAUUUUAUACUUUUGUGCACUGCUCUGGAAUAUUUUGAUGAAGGGUGGUUAAUAAAUAUUUCAAACACUAAUAUGUAUUUAGAAGGAUGUCUAUUUAGAAAUACAAGUUGGUUUCCUUAAGACAUGCAGUUUCUCUGCAUUGCUUUCAUGAGUGGUCUUCAGAAAACCUCAUUGGCUUUGGCCAUCCCUAGAAAGCGGGGUGCGGGUGGGGGAUCCCGGGGACAAUGAGUGGCAUGUCUACCAUCCAGCAGCAUCCCCCGGGCACUCCUGCUGCCUUCUGCCUGGCAAUUUCAGCCACUAAACUCAGCCUGCCAACGUCCACAGGUUUCAUCUGUUCAUGAAUAUCCACCACUUUCCUUCCACACAUCACCUUCGAGCACAUACACGCAUGAUUUGCCUCAACACACACACAAACAAACACAUGCCAGCUGACUUCAUGAAGAAUGCCAACGGACUCAUGCACUCAUCUUUCAUGCUCCACUCAUUCACAUUAGUACUCUGGCUUUGACUCACAAAUAACCACUGGCUUCUGUCAACGGACUUCUGAAGAUGAGCUUCAACCAAGCAAAUAUCAGCCUGCUUCCACCUUACGGCACCUAGCAACUUCUGAAUGUGAACUCCAUUGGCUUCCAUCCACCAACACAUGCCAGCUUCUGCUGGGUCCCUCACCAGACAUCGGCCAGCUUCCUACCGUGGAUAUCAGCCACCUUCCCAUGCCCCCACUUGUUUGCAAUCCCACUCAGCAAGCAAAUUUGCCUUAUUAUAUCACUCUGUAGCCAGAUGACCACCACCUUCCAUUUGCCCACUCGCUUCCUGCACAUGGAAGAAGACCAGGCAAUGAGGCAUGCCACAGCGGGGUCCCCGCUGUGUCCUGGUGAGGAAGAGGACUUUAAAUCAACAGACCUUUCGCUUGGCUCACCUUUGUAUUCACUCACCUGCUUUGUGCUUUUGUGAUGUCACCAAAAGUCCUGGGUGUGCGCCUCAGCAGUGAUCUAUUGGUGCGCUUAUUAUUAAUAAGGGUUUCUAGCCCACCCUUCGUCUGCAGUGAUACCAGGGAGAAGUACACCAUAAAACUAGGGUUCUGGGACCUUUUCCAGUGCAUUGACCACAUUUCCUUGUGAGCAACCAUCCGGGCUCUGUAUGUGAGUGGCGGGUAGGGUCAGAGGCAGAGAGGAGCGAAGCAAUGGAUGCGACUCUUACCCUUGCACAGUAGGCUCUAGUCCAGCUGUACAAAAGCCAGAGGUUUCUACACACACACCCCUCCAUAUUUCCUUCCAGUUAAGCAGGAACCAUUAUCACAGUUCAGGAAAACAUUCCAACCAGGCGAAAGCAAUCGAGGAAGGUGUGGAGCAGGGCCAGGAAGUGGGGAAUGGCCUUGGGAGAGUCCUGGGUGCCAGACAGAGGCCCCUACAGGCUGAAGGUUUCCUACCCAUGCCAUAAAAUUGAAGAUUAAAAAAAACCUCCACCCUGCCACUGGGUUAUUUGAGACCACCCUAAAACUUAGCAUCAUGGAGGAAGAUCACCUGGAAAGUAUGUAGACGCAAGUGGGGAUGCUGGUGAAAUUCUUAACGUUCAUUUUUCAAAGUAUCUUCACCUAUUUGUUUACAUUGCUGUUUAGACCACAUGCAAGCAUAGCUUUUGAUUUUCCACUCCACAGAUGGUGUUCCAUAUUUGUUCAGGGUAAGAGACGUGCCAAAUGAUUUGAAAUAAAUCUGCUGCAGGCAGUUGCUGAGCUGAGGAUUUGCUUAUUAAAUGGAUGAAGCUGUUGCUUUAUCAGAGGCACUUGUUGGCAGGAAAGGGGGAAGACUGUGGUGGUUGUUUUCUUUUUAAAAAUGCUAAAUGACUCCUGCCGUGCUUCAAAAUUCAUUGUGGGUCCUAAAGGUAGGAUUUAUCAGGGCCUACUAUCCUGCGGAGUUCAUGCUUUGGCUCUUUGGGUAAACAAGCCAAAUUGUUUAUUUCAAAGAUAGUUUGGGGAAAGUAGGGAAACUAAAUAACCUAUGCUGUAUGAAAAAGAAUCUCAGCCCACAUUGCAGCUCCUUCUAUCAUUUCUUUUGGAAACGUGGACAAUCCUGGUGUGCAGAAGAACUGCAGCUGAGGGAUUCCCCCGCUGCCCAUGUAGUUUUGGGAAAGGCCCGUUCUUCCAGAUUUGCAGUGGCCUCUUUUUAAAUUUCUCAGCCUUACAUCCAGAAUGUUCUGCUUGUAACCUACAGCUGCUGCCUUCCUGAGGCUGUCACAGCCUUGGCUCCUCCUCUGUUUGAUUCUGCUGGGCUCAGGCCUGGGUCGCUGACCAGGGCUUUCCCAAGGGGACAGCUUCUGUCCUUUGUAAAAGAUUGCAGUCAUUUGCAUGCAUUACUUGGGAGUAAGCCCCACUGAACUUGCAGCCCAACCCUAAGGAGGUUUUACUUGGAAAAUAAGUAAGGCUGCAUAAGCUGGCAGCCUCCGUGAGACUUUGCUUCUAAGUAAACAUGCGUAGAGCUGUAAGAGAUCUAGAGUAGGCCAGGAAUCCUGUUCCAGCUAAUGGUACCAUCAGGGGAAGACUUUGGGGCAAAUUUCCAAGGCUCCCAAGGCAGCAGGGCUGGCUUAUACCACAUUUUCAGUAGUAAGUAAAGUAAUGCAAAGUUACCUAACUGCACUGCUUGUUCUUUCUGGAAUGAUAAGCUUUGUAUAAGAACAUAUUUCAAUUUCUAACAGGCAAACAUAUGGUUCUUACUGAUGGUCAGUCAUUCUUAACAUAAAACGGUAAAAAAAAGAGUACUUUUUGGUUCAUUUUGUCUUGUUUCAUUUACUGACCUUUAUUAUUUAUUAUUCCUUCCUUCUGAAACUAGUUUUGACCUUGGAUAAAACCACAUGGUUAGUUAAUUUCAUUUCUAAUGCCUAUUUUCGUUUUGAUUUCAAAACUUAAGCUUGCCUAUUUUCUAAUAAAAUGAAAGCCAAACCCUGCGUGCAUCGUAUUCUGACGUUUGUUGCAAAUCUUCACCCUUCAAUGUGCUUGGUUGUGUAUCACCUCCUGCCCUUCCCCACCAGAGUAUGAUGCUUAGACUGAUGGGUGUACCAAAGAACAUACUGUGUGUAUGCAAUGGGGUUUUUCCCCUGCUGAUAUGCCUGCUUGUUUGUGUUCUUUAGGGCAAAACUACACCCUACUACAAAGAACAUGGAGCUGCUGCUGAACACACCAUCCCUGGGUUGACUCUUGUCCCCAUCCUCCAUCCUCUGGCUUUAACAUUUCACUCAACUUAACCCAUAUCCCUACAUCAUUGCAGUGUGCAUUUCUCCAGCCCACUCAAAACUUACCCGCUGAUGGAAGGAAAUGCACUUUGUAAUGACUUCGUGGGCACAGCACAUGUUAAACCAGAUGUUUAUGGAGAGAAAAGGAAGCCCCAUUUUCUGUGUAGCAUGUAGUUCUACCCUUAGGGCUAAAUCCUGAAUCUCUGUACAUCCAAGUGGCUGGGCGUUGGGCAGUGAAACACUUGCCCUCUGUCAAAGAAUGCAUGCCAUCUCCUCUGUUUCCUCGAAAAAGUAAGCAGAGAGAAAUGAAUUCCACCUUCAAAGGACCGUUGGUAGGCUUGAAUGACAGAAUACUUGGUAGCCUUGAGGACAAAUACCCCUCUGUUGCAUAUGGGGGGGGGGAGGAUUCUAUGUGCAAAAUAUUUUUGCACAUGAAACUGCAAAUACUCCUCCAUAUUGACUCAGCCCAAUCUUGGGUUUGCUUUUUAACCAGCGCUGGAGAAAGUGGCAGGAUUUGGCCUUUGUCUUCUUUCACUAUUGUGACAGUGUUGCUUUACGUAUGUCAGUAAACAGAGCUAGAAAAGUACUUCCAGUUCCUAAGUGCCUUGUAAUGCAACUAAGGGCUUGUCCAAGAGGUUUUCCCCUUGCCCUACACCUUUCCAAGGGAAAAGCUGCUCUUUCGUGAUAGAGCAGAACAAAUGGCAAUCUGGGGGAAACCUGAAUUGCUGUUUGCUCUGACUGAGCAGCAAAGAGCAGUUUUCCCUGGGGGAAAGCAGUAAGACAAGAAGUGUGGAUAAGUCCUCAGUGCUCAUUUUCUCAGAAGAAAGUUUCACUGUGUCUGGUGGGACUUACUCCAUCCCUUGCAAACAUGUUUUGGACCACAGCCUUAAAUGUCUUUUGAGCUCUACCCACAAUUGUUGGGCACUAUUUGCAUGCUAUUAUUAGAUGAACAAGAAUAAUUUUCAACACCUCUGUGUUGGCACUUAGUUUCAGUGGGAGGAAGUCUUUCUUCUCGCAAACCUAGCUAGAAAUCUUUCCAUACAGGAACCUUCCAGAAAGCUGAAUUCCAUGUUGCCACAAGCAAGCCCAUGUUUCCAAACGUGUGACUGUCGAGCUUAGCAUAGGAGCAGGGCAAUUAGCAAAGAGGAGGUGCUUCCAGGACCACUGUUUUCCCUAAAUAAAUGCCCAUCUUGGGAUGUUUAUUCCACCCAAAAAUCAGUGUAUUUCUAUUCUUGGAGUACAGUUGGAGGAAAAACAGGUUUAAUGGAAAGUAUUAAACAUCUCCUGAAGACCCAUCUAUUUCAGAAGGUUUCUGUGGCUCAUAAGAUUGAUCACAUAGCUCUAUUUUAUUAUUUAUUGAUAUUUCACAGAAUGUUUUAUUCAUGUGUUCUUUGGUUUUACUUAUGUAUUUCUUUGUAUUUCUGCUUAUAAUGUUGAAUAUAGAGGUAGCGAAUCCCACUCAUUUUACUCUGAAAAAGGUAAUUCUUUCACUACCGUUACAGGGCAAACACACAGUUGGAAUUCCUGGGUUGCAUCCAAAGAUACAUUUAAGGAAGUUCGUGGAAGGAGAGUGUUUCUAAUAAGACACGUAAUAAGACACAUUGAAUAGGUUAAGGCUUAAUCUAUUGAUCAUUAAUGACAUGCUAUGAAGCAAUGAGAGGUGUGGAUCUUAAGGCAAAUUAACUUGAAAUUCACAGAAAGAAAGUUUCCCAUUUCCUUCUCCUCUCUGAAUCUGAUUUUACCCUGCCCCCAGCCACUGAAAAGUCCUUCUGAAUAAUAACUCUCUCUCUCUCUCUCUCUCUCUCUCUCUCUUUCUGUGUGUGUGUGUGUGUGUCCUGGGGGAAGGAGGACUAGGAAACAUCUGUAAAUUCAAUUAAGUCAACAUAUUUUGGAUUUAAGCCUGAUUUGGGGAGAUUGUUUCUAAGCAAUUUUGCUUCCUUUCUCCAUAACUUUGUCUCAGUCUGUAGUCUGCUUUCUUGUUUUCAUUUUACAAAAAUUCCUAGGAACCUCUGUUAUCCAAGACACCUAUAGAAUCCUACCUCAUCAGUGUCCUAGCCCCUCAGCUAAGUUCUGUGUCUUGGUCACAUAAAAUUGUGACAAAGAGACCAGAAUAUAUAUAUAUAUAUAUACACACAUAUACACACACACAUAUACAGGCAACUCCCCGUUUGCGUGGGGGUUGAGACCAUUGAUAAGUAGAGGCCUGCAACAUUUCUGAGCUGAUGUUUGGCAGGGUGAGUUAGGAGCAUCACAGCUCUAUCCUCUGUCCUUCCUCCUCCCUUUUUCCCUUGCAGUCAUCACUCAGAAAACCCCUAUUGACUGAUUUUCACCUUAGACAAAUAACCCCCACUUGUGUUGUGUUGUGAUUGUCCCCAGCCUCCCAGAAAUCAAUCAGGAAAGGACGCAUCCAUCAAGUGGGAACUUCUGAUCAGAACCUGCAGUGAUAGCUGUCUCCUAAGCACUGGUCUCUCACCUAUCCAUUUAACCUUUAGAUCACUUCACUUGUUCUUGAACAAUUCUGAGAAGGCUUCCUGUUGAUGCCACCUUGCUUUCCGAACCAACCAAAUUCUGUCUGUAUCAUACUUGACCUCCAUCUUUCAAAGGGCCGGUUCCUAAAAGUCUCCUAUGACCUGUCAUGCCCAUCCUUGACAUGUCAUAGGACUCUCUGAAGGGACAGGGAAUCUUCUUCUGUAUGCUAUGAUUAUAAGUUAAAGAACAUUCAUCUUGAUAUAUUUCUGUGGUUUUUAUUUCUUUGAACAGGAGGAGCUCUGAUUACUCAAGAAAAAAGAGCCAUGACUUAUGACUGGAUGCAGAUGAAACAGUCAUAUAAUGAAUAAGGCACUGCUGCGCAAGGAACAGCGUUGAAGACGCUGCAAGGAGAAUGUGAUGGGCUCAGGAAACACACAGGGUCUUCUUGGGAAGGGGAUACUGUAAAGAAAGUCAAUGAGCUUGGUAUAUUGUAUUAAAUGUACUUCAGCGGAAUACAGUGACAUCUCUUUUGAUCGCCUUUUCUUUUCUUCAGCUGAACCGAUGAUCAUUGUGUACAAAUAAACCAUUUUCUUUGUUUGGGGGUGGGGGGAAGAGAAGAUGACAAGAUUGCAUAGGCAAUAAGCAGUUUGAUGCAUGACUGAAAUGGCGAGGGAGGUCCCUCUCAGGUGUGCCUUAUUGUGAGGGGCUCGCUCUACUUGUCCUGCCAACUCGAUGACUUUGCCAACUGUCCCUGUUAGUUGUUCUUGCACCCCCUUUUAUAAACCUUUCAACAAGAGCAGGCAAAAUUUCACCCUGGGUAUCAAUAUUUCCCUUGCAAGGAGAAAUAAUUGAAAAGCUGUGGCAACAGAAGAAACUGUAGAUGGGAACUGGAGGCUGAGGCCUGUAUCCAAUGCAAUGCUAAGUAGCCAUCAUCCCCCUCAGCACGAGGAUUUCCAUUUGUGUAAUUAGACUUCCCCUCCCACCUUCCUCAGGUCUGCUCUGGAGAUUUGAGGGACACCCCAGAUCAGAUUUAGGGGGUGCACAGGGGGAGGAAAGCAGGGAAAGUCCCAUUAUGCAAGUAGAACUCCUUGUGGGGAUGGGACAGUUGCUUAAUGCUGCAUUGGAUAUAAGUCUGUGCAACCUUUCAUCUUUAUCAGUUAAUGUAAAUUAUAAAGAUCACUUGGUUACAGUUCUUUAACAACUUGUUUCUGACCAGGAAGACAAAAUAGGAAGGGUAACAACACAGCUUUAGUUUAUUUUUUGCACAUUCCACCUCAGCCCCCUUUUUUGCUCACUUCCUUUGCAACUUGCUCCUCUUCCUGUUGUUGAGAAUCAUGGGAAGUGUAGACACCACUAGAUUUAUAUUAUAUAAGCUUUCUUGGAAGUCUAUGCUUUGCCAACCUGUCCAUGGUUUGGAGGCACAAAUGGGAAAUAAACUUGCAGCGGUUUAGAUAUACCAGUUUCCUAGUGCUAUGAAUAUUCAGGAAGGGACUAUGACACAGAAUGUAUUUUGCAGGGUUGUUAAUGUUUUCCAAGCAAAGGAUUAUGGUUGUGAAGAUGCUUGCCACUGCAAGGUGCGAAAUAUUCUGGGCUGGCUCCAAUGCACAAAAGGUUAGCCAAGCUUGUCUCAGAUGAGAAGAUGCAGCAUGGUUUACUCAAAAGGGUGUCCAGAUUUACUCCCAGGUAAGUAUGCUUAGACUUAUAACCAUAGUGCGAAAAAAGAUCUUAAUUGUGUGUAAAGAAAUUAAAGUGCAUGCUUCAAAAAUUUAAUUAGCUGCUGCAGAGGGAACAGAAUUAGGACUCACCAACACCGCAGGCCUGGAAGAAAUCAUCCCCAGUGCUUCCCUGGGAUGGAAGUUUCCAUUUAAAGAUUUUUGUCAGAACUGUGGUGGGCCUGGGGUGGAAUUGAAACAACCGCCCCUUUUGCAUCCUGUUCUGAACCUAGCUCAAUGACCCACCCACCCAAGACAUGGCAGCUAUUUAAAUUGUUUAAAAGGUGCACAUUAACUCCUUGGAUGCAGUUAACAUCGUAUCUAGUUUGACCCUUGGCUAACAUGUCCCAUUGAUUUCCUUUGGGCUUUAGUGCAACUGAUACUGAGCUGGUUGACAUGUAAUGCUAAGAGAACGAAGGCAUAGCUUGAACGCAUACACUCCUUGGGAAGGAUAUUGUGGCUACUUCGCUCUUCCUGAAGUUCUUGUUGCUGUGUUGCUGUGAGCUAAGCCAUGGUUAGGCUUAGCAUUUUACCACAUGGUUUGUCUUGUUCCAGACAAGGAUGAGCUGUGACCAAGGUUUGUUCUUGGGUUUACAGCUCAUGCUUUGUCUGGAGGAGACGUACCAUGAGCCUGAAUUAGGAAGGCACACCAUAGCUUAGCUGCAAGCUGUGUGGCCAACAGGAGGACCAAGGGAGGUUUGUGUUCUGUGUGAAUCGGUUCAUUCCCUGUAUUUGGCCAAUGUCUGGCUAAAGAAGAAGGGACAAAAGGAUAAAAAUGAGAUCUACUCAAAAGCAGCCAUCAGGUCUAAAAUAGGAAAUCAUUUCUCUUUGACAUAGAAGGUAAUUUAAAUGGUGAUAGUGAAUCACUGGACUAUAUUAGGAAAAUAUAGGGUUACAGUGAAUUUCAGAUGAUUCAACAAGCAUAACCCAAUAUAUUCAACACAACCCUUAAUUUAUGUGUCUGUUAUCCUAUUUCAAUGUCAUUUCGGGGUGUGCUAAAAUGUGUUAAUAAAUUAUAUGAAUGGUGGUAUGAUUUCAGCAGCUUUCUGUGUACUGUAUUUCCUGUUCUUAUGUGUAGAUACCCCUUUUUUCACAGAGAACCAUGUUUGUUGCCUUGAACUUCAUGAGACCGAGGGUCACAUCUGUCCUUUGUAGUGAUAACAAUAAAUAAUAUUACCCAGAC